Chenopodium quinoa (quinoa) is the source of this 1162-nucleotide messenger RNA. Its product is annotated as coatomer subunit beta'-2-like. The record is from RefSeq and is a predicted model, not a curated record. The coding region runs from base 134 to 934 and encodes 266 amino acids. The transcript is spliced from 8 exons. Gene Ontology annotation, molecular function: protein binding. Gene Ontology annotation, cellular component: COPI vesicle coat. Lineage: Eukaryota; Viridiplantae; Streptophyta; Magnoliopsida; Caryophyllales; Amaranthaceae. Gene Ontology annotation, biological process: endoplasmic reticulum to Golgi vesicle-mediated transport; intra-Golgi vesicle-mediated transport; intracellular protein transport.
CUUACUUUGUUGCAACUUCAUGCAAUACAUUCUGUCUAUUAUUUCUUGUCUCUCCUACAAAAUGUAAACUCAAAAGAAGAAUUUUCAAGUUAUUUCUACAUUCAAGAAAUAUAAAUGUCUCUCAUCAACACCAAUGAAUUCCAGGCUGAUUUCACUCAAAAAUCUGCUAGAGUUAAGUCAUUGGACCUUCAUCCAGUGCAGCCAUGUGAGAUCAGCAAAAUUCGUAGCACAAAAGGAUUGGAUCAUAACAGGGAGCGAUGACAAAAUGAUCCGUGUGUAUGACUACAAAACUGAAGAGAAGGUGAAGGAGUUUGUGGCACAUAACGAUUACGUGAGGCACAUUGUUGUUCAUCCCACUCUUCCAUAUGUUUUAACCGCGUCCGAUGACAAACAAAUCAAGCUUUGGGAUUGGGAGGACUGGGUUUGUACUCGAACCUUCCUAGGACACUCACAUUAUGUGAUGCAGGUGGCUAUCAACCCGAUUGACCAUAACAACUUUGUUAGCGUAUCUCUUGAUGGCUCCAUUAAGAUAUGGAAUCUUGACAACCCGAACCCAAUUACUUCAGUAGCUGCCCAUAACACUGGAGUUAAUUGCGUUGCUUAUUACUUAACAAGUGAUAAUAAACUCUAUAUACUCACUGGUUCAGAUGAUUUUACCACAAAGGUAUGGAAUUAUGAAAAUAUGAACUGUGUUGAAGUGUUAAAAGGACACACAAACAAUGUGUCUAUGGCUCUUGUUCAUCCUAACCUUCCGCUCAUUUUUACUGGAUCUGAGGACAAAACAAUUCACAUUUGGAAUGCAAUCACUUACAAGCUGGAGAAGACCCUAGAUCAGGGUCUUGGACGAGUGUGGGUGCUUAAGUAUGACAAAAUUUCCAACAAGAUUGUUAUUGGCUGUGAUGAGGGAUUCCUAGUGGGAAAGUUUGGGCCUUGAAGAAUUUGAAGUGUGGAUGUCUUCGAAUCAAAUUUGAGCGGAUUGGUGUUUAUCUGAAAUGCUGAAGAUGUCUUUAUUUUAAUUUUCUUAAAAUGAUUGCCGUAUAUGCUUUACUUUCUAGAGAUUUUAGUAUGCACUGCGUGUAUUUAGAUCUAGUGCUACAAUAAAUAAAGGACCAUUGUCCAACACUACAACAUAUUAUCAUACUUUGCAAGAUUGUUACUUUUA